UCACGUCUGGUCACUCCGAGUGCCACCUGCCACCGCAAGAAGCCAGCAGCCGCCGCCGCUGUCAUCCUGUUCGCCCGUCGUAGUCCAUCCAGCCAGACACCUGAGAUGGCCUUCACCUCCGUCGCUGUGAUAGCACUGAUGUGCUCCUCCGUGAUGAUGGCAAUUGUCUCGCGGCCCGAGCAAGAAGAUCCGCUGCCGCAAGACUUCACCAGGUGCCAUGGUGAGACCCUGCAGUCCAUCCGAAAGGAGCUCUUGACUGCCCUCAACCUGGAGACCGAACCACUGUUGCCCAUGGGCAGAAGGAAGCAGUGGAACCCAACUGCUGAGCGACUCAAGAGGGUUGUGGCAGCAAUGGCAGUCUCUCCCGGCUCCUUUCCUGAUGAUGGCCACGAUGCCUCAGCAUGCUGUGGCGAGACCUUAGAGGUUUCCAUGACAGAUCUCGGCUGGGACAAUUGGAUGAUCUAUCCUGAGCAGGUCACCUGGAUGCACUGCGCCCCCUGCGGCCACAGCGCGUCGUGCAGGCCCCAGCCCCAACGUGAUGACUUGCAGGUCCAGGCGCCAUCUUGCCAGCCCACCACCCAGAAAAAAGUGCCUGUCGUCUACAUGGAUGAGUGGAACACCAUUGUCAUCACCUCCAUGGCCCUGACCAGCCGCUGUGGCUGCUUGGGCACCAUUCAGCCUCCCCAGGAGUAACAAUGGUCACCUGUCGUGCAGCACACUUCCUACACUCAAAAUGCUCAAAUAACUUCAGUAUAUUGCCAUAAAUUUGCAUUGUAAAAAAAAAAAAAAAAAGUCCUUUGCCAAGAAAUUGAUAAGCAAUAAAAUAGAUUACAACA
Messenger RNA from Syngnathus typhle (broad-nosed pipefish), 836 nucleotides. Its product is annotated as growth/differentiation factor 5-like. The transcript has 5 exons. The record is from RefSeq and is a predicted model, not a curated record. Lineage: Eukaryota; Metazoa; Chordata; Actinopteri; Syngnathiformes; Syngnathidae. Gene Ontology annotation, biological process: SMAD protein signal transduction; BMP signaling pathway. Gene Ontology annotation, molecular function: growth factor activity; cytokine activity. Bases 106 to 693 code for a protein of 195 amino acids. Gene Ontology annotation, cellular component: extracellular region.